Phalaenopsis equestris is the source of this 1038-nucleotide messenger RNA. Its product is annotated as transcription factor MYB78-like. The transcript is spliced from 4 exons. Gene Ontology annotation, cellular component: nucleus. The record is from RefSeq and is a predicted model, not a curated record. The coding region runs from base 75 to 713 and encodes 212 amino acids. Gene Ontology annotation, biological process: regulation of DNA-templated transcription. Lineage: Eukaryota; Viridiplantae; Streptophyta; Magnoliopsida; Asparagales; Orchidaceae. Gene Ontology annotation, molecular function: DNA-binding transcription factor activity; sequence-specific DNA binding.
UACACACGGGGUGACUCGAACUCGUGACUUGAGGGGACAUACGACCUUCAGAGAGGCUGCCCUACCAACAGGCCAUGCGCACCCCCGCCAGAAUGGCCCAACAUGGAAUAGCGUUCACAUCUCUUACACUAAAAAACGAGGAGGAGAUGGACUUGAGGAGAGGACCAUGGAUUAUGGAGGAAGACCUUAUGCUUAUGAAAUACAUCGCCAUGCACGGGGAAGGACGCUGGAACUCACUUGCUCGCUGCGCAGGGCUCAAAAGAACUGGAAAAAGCUGCCGACUUCGGUGGCUAAACUAUCUCCGACCAAACAUCCGACGAGGCAACAUCACUCCGGAAGAACAGUACCUCAUUCUCGAGCUCCAUUCGCGCUGGGGAAACCGGUGGUCGAAGAUUGCGCAGCACCUCCCGGGAAGGACAGACAACGAAAUAAAAAAUUACUGGAGGACUCGGGUGCAGAAGCAUGCGAAGCAGCUCCAGUGCGACGUAAACAGCAAGCAGUUCCAGGACGUCAUGCGCUAUAAAUGGAUGCCGCGCUUAAUGGAGCGCAUUCGUGCAGCCUCUGGCAAGUCGCCGACGGCGGAGUGUGGGACCGUAACUCGGGGGGAACAGACCACUGGCUGUGGACAGUUGGAAACCGGACGAGAGCACCGGUUGCGCCGGAUCGUGGUCGUCGGCGACCGGCUCGAUUGGCACGACGUUGACAGAGUUUAGUGAACCGGUAUGUGACUGGAUAAAGGGUAGCUUUGGGACGCAGAAUGGAAACGUGUGUUGGCCGGAAAGUGUUUCGCAGGUCCCAGUGGGGCAUGAGCAUGGAUUAGCGAAACUUGAUCGGUAUUGGGCCGGGGAGGUGUGUGAGAAAAUGUGGAGCAUGGAGGACAUCUGGCAGCUGGCGCAAUAAACUGAAUUAAUUUAAAAUUGUAAAGGGGAGGAAAAUCACUCAAAAAGUAAUGAACUCUAGAUUUUGGGAAGGUUGUUCUCAGGAUCUGGGAUGACAUGUAAUAUAUAUGUAUAUAUAUAAAAUUCGCAAGAUAAAAAU